Mytilus trossulus (common blue mussel) is the source of this 631-nucleotide messenger RNA. Its product is annotated as general transcription factor 3C polypeptide 6-like. The record is from RefSeq and is a predicted model, not a curated record. Gene Ontology annotation, cellular component: transcription factor TFIIIC complex. The transcript is spliced from 4 exons. The coding region runs from base 75 to 470 and encodes 131 amino acids. Gene Ontology annotation, biological process: transcription by RNA polymerase III. Lineage: Eukaryota; Metazoa; Mollusca; Bivalvia; Mytilida; Mytilidae.
ACCAGUAUAAUAAAAAUAUAUACAAUAUAGUGAAUUAUUCUUCACAGGUUUUAGUUGUAACGCCAUACGAGAAAAUGUCAAAUAAAAACGUUCCCGACAUUAAUGACGAAGAAGAGGGCAUAGAUACAGACAAGCCACUGCUACAGUUAGAACAAUACACAUUUACUGGGGAAUAUGAGGACACACUAGGAACAGGGCUAGUAUUUGAAGAAAGAGACAAAUCAGAAGCCAGCCAAUUAAAGGAAACAAGACAAAAUAUAUUACAUCAUUUGUUAGGAGAAGAUAGUAUUAAUACAGCAGUUGAUUUAGAAUUUUCUCAUGCUGUCAACAAAAAACUUAUCAUGAAGCGAGCAUUUCUAACACCAGAGGAUGAGACUGAUGGAGAACCAUCAACUUCAGAUACAGUUGAGAAUGUAGAUAUGACAGCAGAAGAUGAAAGUUCAAGGACAAGUACAGGUCCAGACGGAUGAAAUCUAUUAAACUCAAAGGCUGUCAAAAGUGCCGAUCUGUAUUUAUGAUUUGCUAUGUGAGAAGUGAACAAGGACAUAACAUUUGAGAAAUAUUGAAAUACAUAGUUGAAGACAAUUGUAUCAUCACUAUGUUCUUGAAAUAAAUCGAAGAUCUGACUGAA